CGAAAAAACAAAACAGAGCAUAACUUAGACAAAACAAAACAAAACAAAAGACCACUUUUUAUUCGAACAAUCUUCAAAAUCUUUGUACAAGAAUCGAACUUACAUCUUAUCUUACAGUAUCCAGUGAGAUAUUUUGGUUUUUAAUAGUAUUUUUCAUAGAAGUUAAGGCGGAGUUAUUUUUUCUUUUUAUUAUGAAUAAUAACGAUGAGAUUAUGCUUGCGGAGAUGACACCAAAGAGGCGUGCGGGAAGAAGAGUGUUCAAGGAGACACGUCACCCAGUCUACAGAGGAAUAAGGCGGAGGAACGGCGACAAAUGGGUCUGCGAAGUCCGAGAGCCGAUUCACCAACGCCGCAUUUGGCUCGGGACUUAUCCCACGGCUGAGAUGGCGGCGCGUGCACACGACGUGGCGGCUUAUGCUCUGCGCGGGAGAUCCGCGUGUUUGAAUUUCGCCGACUCGGCCUGGCGGCUUCCGGUACCGGAAUCAACCGAUCCCGACGUCAUAAGACGAGUGGCGGCAGAAGCGGCGGAGAUGUUCAGGCCGACGGAGUACGAGAGUGGAAUUACGAUUUUACCCUCUUACGGGGAUGAGGUGGACUUGGGUUCUGGUUCUGGUUCGGGAUCGGAGGAGAGGAAUUUGUAUGGAUAUGUGGAACAAGAAGAAGAAGAAGUUUCGACGACGAUGAUGAGACUCGCGUCGGAGCCGUUAAUGUCGCCGCCGCGAUCGUACAUGGAAGGAAUGACUUCUAAUAACUACAUGGAAGAAGACAUGUCUUACGAAGAAGAUAUGUCAUUGUGGAGUUACAAUUAUUAA
Messenger RNA from Eruca vesicaria subsp. sativa (arugula), 812 nucleotides. The record is from the annotation of a GenBank genome assembly. NCBI's taxonomy places the organism in Eukaryota, Viridiplantae, Streptophyta, Magnoliopsida, Brassicales, Brassicaceae.